GGUGUAUGUAUGUAUUAUGUUCUUCCUGCUUGUGAACGCAUCGUCACCCUCUUGACACAUUUCAUUCCCUCACAGAGAACGCUCCCCGAGACCCAAAAAAAAAAAAAAAUCGCCAUUUUUGUUCUCUUCCAUUUCCCUCGUAAGUAUCUCCCCCUCUUCUUCUUCAUCGUUCCAUGAAUCUGUCGAUAAUCUAUCGAUGACCCAAGAGGCCACUUGCCACGAGCCACCUCAUCAUUCUCAUGACGCAAAACCCUCCGCCUCACUCGCCUCGUCGGAUCUCGAUCCGCCGUGUCCUCAUCGUCGGGAACUACUGCCACGACGUCCUCAUCCAAAACGGAUCCGUCGUCGCCGAAACCCUCGGCGGCGCCGCCUCCUUCAUCUCCAACGUCCUCAAUGCUUUGUCUCUCUCCUGCGAUUUGACCUCCAAAGUCGGCUACGACUUCAAGUACGCCGUUAAUCACGCCCCUAUUGUCGCUCCGGCGAAGCACACUACCGUUUUCGAGGCGUAUUUCGAUAUGGGCCUCGACGGAACAGGGCGACCCGAUCGGGUCCUGAAACGGGUUCGUGCAUGCGACCCGAUUUUCCCGUCUGAUCUCCCCGACGCAAGGUUUGAUUUCGGGAUGGCUGUAGGCGUCGGCGGAGAGGUUCUGCCGGAGACACUUGAGAAAAUGGUGGAGAUAUGUGAUGUCGUGUCUGUAGACAUUCAGGCUCUGAUCAGGGAUUUCGAUCCCGUCGACGGAACCGUAAAGCUCGUGAAUCUGAAGGAAAGCGGGUUCUAUCACAUCUUACCGCGAAUUGGGUUCUUGAAGGCUUCGUCGGAAGAAGCCCUUUUCGUGGAUGUAGAACAAGUGAAGCAGUGGUGCUCUGUGGUGGUGACUAAUGGUAAAGAAGGGUGUAGGAUUUAUCACAAGGAUGAGGAGACGGCGGUUCCACCAUUUCCGGCGAACCAGGUGGAUCCUACCGGCGCCGGAGAUAGUUUCCUCGGCGGGUUUGUGGCGGGGCUGGUGGAGGGGUUGGCCGUCGCUGAUGCUGCAUUGUUAGGGAACCUCUUUGGUUCCGUCACCGUGGAACACAUUGGCCUUCCCAAGUUCGAUCUGAAGAUGCUUCAGAAAGUAAAAGAUGAGAUACAGAAGAGGAGGAUGCAAUGUAGUACUUGCAAUGGACAAAAGGAGAAUCAUGAAGGGGUGGGAGUGAGGAACCCAUCUGGGCUGGCCGAGUUCAACAUCCGUCUAAGCGCCACCAGGCUUAUACCUGACCAUUGCCUGCCGGAAUCCACGGUCGGCCCUGCUUUGGAGGAACCCGUCCCCCAGACCAUUGGUCGAAACCUGUGAAUGGGGAUUACGGUAUAGGGUCUGACGCUAAUGAAACCUCUUCUUAGACAGCCUAGGUAUAUAUGUUUUCUUUUAAUUCAUCGAACAACAAACAGUUUGGUCAAAUACAGUCAUCAUCAUCCGGCAUUGAAUCUGAAGAAGCUCUCCAUUAACGGAGAUACCAUACAAA
Messenger RNA from Tarenaya hassleriana, 1500 nucleotides. Its product is annotated as inositol 3-kinase. NCBI's taxonomy places the organism in Eukaryota, Viridiplantae, Streptophyta, Magnoliopsida, Brassicales, Cleomaceae. Gene Ontology annotation, biological process: myo-inositol hexakisphosphate biosynthetic process. The transcript has 2 exons. Gene Ontology annotation, molecular function: kinase activity. The coding region runs from base 240 to 1331 and encodes 363 amino acids. The record is from RefSeq and is a predicted model, not a curated record.